CUCGAGCCCGCCGCGUUAGGCCGCGCCGCCGCGUCGCCUAGCGACAGCCGAGGCCGCCGCGCUUCCGCUUCCGGGCCGGGAGGCAAGAUGGCGGCGGCCGGCGAGGAGGUGGAGGCGGCGGACUGGGCGCUGCCGGCCGAGGUGGAGGUGCUGGAGUCCAUCUACCUGGAGGAACUGCGGGUGGUGCGGGGCCGCGCGAGGUCCGAGCCCUGGGAGGUGAGCAUCACCCUGCACCCCGCCACGGCCCAGGACCAGGACUCGCAGUUCGUGCGCUGCACGCUGGUGCUCGCCGUGCCCCCCCAGUAUCCCAACGAGGCUCCAGACAUCUCCAUCAGCAACCCGCGGGGGCUGUCAGAUGAGCAAAUCCAAAAGAUUUUGCAGACCCUCAGAAAUGUUGCUGAAGCCAGGCUGGGGACAGAGGUGCUGUAUGAGCUGAUUGAGAAGGGGAAGGAGAUUCUCACUGACAACAAUAUUCCUCAUGGCCAGUGUGUGAUCUGCCUCUAUGGAUUCCAGGAAAGGGAAGCCUUCACAAAGACCCAGUGCUACCACUACUUCCACUCCCACUGCCUGGCCCGCUAUGCCCAGCACAUGGAGGAGGAGAUUCUCAUGCAACAGGAGGAGAGAGAACAGCACCUGGCACCUUCCCCCAAACAGAACGUCGGUGUGCAGUGCCCUGUCUGCCGGGAAACCUUGGUUUAUGACCUCUGUGCCCUGAAGGCAGCACCACCACCACAGCACCCACUGGAGCCAUACAGGCCAGAUGCCAAGAUGCUGCAGCACCAAGAAGAACUGCGCUUAAUUUUCAAGAAACAGCAAGAGAAAGGGGGCAUCAUUGACCCCGAAGCAGAGAAGAACCGUUACUUCAUCAGCCUCCAGGCGCCUCCAGCUACUGUUGAUCCAGGCCAGGCAGCUGCUUCCUCUGAGCUGCUGGUGAGUGCUAGUGAUGUGGAUGCACCUCAGGCACCCUGCCAGGCCUCAGCUCUGGAGCCAGCCAGGGCUCCAGAGAGCAGGGCAGAGCCUGGGCAGCCAGAGAGGCUUACUGUGCCCAAGGAACCCCAGAGCAAGAGGGAGAGGCACAGAGGGGAGAGGCCAGGCCCAAGAGGCCAGGGCAGGCAGUCCUGCAGCAGCUCUCAGGAAGCGGCAGGGGAAGCCUGUCAUCUGUCCCAUGGCUCCAGGGUGCCCAGAGGCUUUGGUCAGAGACCAGAGAGAAGACCUGGUGGGAGGCACUGUCAGGAAUUUCCAAAGCCUCACAGCAGAAGCAAGGCAGCUGCGUUGGUUGAAAGAAAGGAGCUGUUCCCUGAAGAUCCUUCACCAGUAGUGGGCGCAGUGGACUUGAAAGAGGAACACCAUAACAUGGAAAGAUGGACCCCGGAGCAAGGUGCUGAAGCCCAAAGCAGGGAGAAGGAGAACCUGGUGUUCAACCGCAGCGAGCACAGAGCAGCUCCUGGCUGGCAAGGCCACCAUAGGCCCUGGGAUUGCGGGAGGUGGGAAAGGUCCAGAGUGCAGGGUCGUGGCUCCUACCACAGAGCACCAAGAGGGCGAGGGGUGUUCAGGCCCAGUGGACAUCGAGAAGCCCAUUUUGUGGAGAAGGAGAGCAGUUCCUAGCAGGAGGGGUAAGGGGCUGGGCUGGGAGAGGCUGUUAAUAACAAGAAUGGCAAAGACUGUGGUAGAGAAAUAGCAAGGAGUCACCAUGCAACUUAGGAGAGAGGAGCAGUUGGCACAGCUUGGGACAGGUGAACUCUCCACGGUUCAUGUAGAGUGAAACAUCAGGCUGUCUGGUGUGAGCAACUGGCUGUCACCACCACUGGAGAAGCUGACUUCUGUCAGGUCACGGCAGCCUUGGUCCUGAAGGAUGCAGGGGGCAGAGGAGGGCUUGACCAGGGACCAGCAUGCAUCCAUUGUUUGUUUUUGUGAGCCAAGAAACAUACAUACCUACAGAAACAAGUGGAAUUAGCUUGACAUGGUGAUACAGCAGCCAAAGCUCUGCAGGACCUUCUCUGGAACUGAGCAUCCCUGCAGAGCCACGGUGGCACCAGGCAAUGAGGCUGUGCCAGGGCAGCAACCUACAGCUCAUCUUGUUUCAUCCUUUGGUGGUUCUUUGAGUACCUUCUCAGCUGCUGUCCCUGCUCCUUAGAGAUGACUUUGUUUCUUCUGUGGUGCAGACUGCUGCUCAACUCAUAGGCUUGGCCAGGCAAGUCCUUUGUAUAACAUGACUCUUCCCAGCCCUAGCCUGAGCUAAGUUAAGUUUAAGCCAAUGCUUUAGCAAGUCAGGACUAUCCAGUGACUGAGGCCUGGUGCUGGCUCCUGCUCCCCAUGGAAGCUUGAGUUUAGCUGGAGCUUCUGCCCUGUCCUUCAGCUGCUUUUUUGCAGUUCCUUCUGCUGCUGUUUCAGAUUCAAACCACGUCCUGUUGCAGAGACAUGACAGGAAUCCCAAAUUUCUGAAGUGGGACACUGCUAUUAAAUUAAUCUGUUGGGUCUUC
Phasianus colchicus (ring-necked pheasant) is the source of this 2480-nucleotide messenger RNA. It is a transcript of the gene RNF25, whose product is annotated as ring finger protein 25. Lineage: Eukaryota; Metazoa; Chordata; Aves; Galliformes; Phasianidae. The record is from RefSeq and is a predicted model, not a curated record. Gene Ontology annotation, molecular function: protein binding; ubiquitin protein ligase activity. Gene Ontology annotation, biological process: protein ubiquitination. Gene Ontology annotation, cellular component: nucleus.